Molecule: messenger RNA, 1665 nt
Organism: Emiliania huxleyi CCMP1516
Lineage: Eukaryota; Haptophyta; Isochrysidales; Noelaerhabdaceae
Exons: 2
Coding region: 1-1665 (554 amino acids)
Source: RefSeq, a predicted model, not a curated record
AUGCCACCCAAGGAGACGUUUCGGUGCCCGGCACUGCUGGUGCUCACGACGGCCGCGCUGCUGCUGCUGCUGCUGCUGCGGGCGGCGCAGCCAGCGCGAGCACCGGUGCGGACCGCUGCCACGCAGCAGCCGGGCGCGACUGCCGUCAGGGAGUGGGCGAGCCUCGCGUCCAGCGCAGCGGCGGUCGUUCCCGGCGGCCGCGGGCUCUUGCAGCGGCCGGUCCGCGCCACGGGCGACGAGCGCGGCGGCUACACCUUCUUCUCGACCGACUACCACAUCGCGCCGAUAGCCGACCUCGCCGACGUUUUUGCGUCGCUGUGCGACGAGGCGGGCCUUUGCAUGCGAGUCGAGGAGCACUCCUUCUCGGGCGCGUGCGGCCGCGCGUUUGGCGGCCGCAAGCCCACCUGCGCCCGCGGGCUGCGCGUCCUGACCAAGGAGAACGCCUUUGACUUUUGCCCGCGGCCGCAUGCGCUGCGUCGCGCCUUCUUCGACGCGUACCGCGGUCCCGACUCGCCGCUCGCCGCGGUGGACGCCUUCGUCUGCAACCACCCGCCGGCGCUCUGCGAGGCGUACAUGCCCUUCAACAAGUCACUCCUCGUCGUCGCCACCGUCAACCUCGAGUUUUCGCGCGAAAACGAGGAGCGGUGGGCCGAGUGGCUACGCUCCCUCCGCGCGAUCGCCGCCAACCGGCGCAACGUGAUCGCCGCCAACAACCCGUACGACGCCGCCUAUAUCCGCCACUUUGCCGGCAUCGAGGCCGAGUACAUCCCCUCCUACUGCGGCUACGCGGCUCGCUCGGCCGGCCCAUACUCGCCGCAGCUGCACAAGCCGCUCCUCAUCGCGCGAAACCACAACAACCCGGCCGUCCUCAUCCGGGAGCUGCAGGCCGCGGCCCGCCGCGAGGGCGGCGGCGCGCCGCGGGGCGGCCGCGGCCGCCGACGCGGUCGCGGCAGGGGCGCACGCCGCGAGGCGGCGGGCGGCGGGCGGCGCGCCGAGGCGACGGGCGGCGGCGCGGGCGGCGGCGCGGGCGGCGGGGCGGGCGGCGGGGCGGGCGAGCUGGGCGUCUCACGCCGGCCCGGCUGGUUGCACAGGUACUCUGACCUGGCGAGGCACCCCGCGGUGGUCCUGCUGCCGUACACAAAGUCCGUCAUGUCCUUCUUCGAGCUCUACCGCAUGAACGUGCCGAUGUUUGCCCCCUCGCUCGAGCUGCUCGUCCAGUGGGAGCGGCGGCACUCCCUCCUCAAGGAGCGCAUCUACUGGACGGCCGCGCCGCGGCCCCUCCGCCUCGCGAACGGCACCUCGCUCUCGCCAAACACGCGCGACGACCCCGCCGCCCUGCGCCACUGGCUCGCCCUCUGCGACUUUUACCACUUCCCGCACAUCACCUACUUCGACUCGUGGCCAGACCUGCUCGCAAAGCUGCGCAGCGCGGACCUCGCGGCGACCUCGGCCGCGAUGCGCGCCGCCAACCGCCGCCUGCUCGACGAGCUGCGCCAGCAGUGGCGCCGCCUCUUCCUGCGCAUGUUUCGCGGCGCGCCGCCCGGCAGCCGAGCGGUGCCGUCCGACUACGACGCGGCGAUGCGCGCGCUGUACGGGCAGGUGCCGCCCUCGCGCGAGCCGAGCUGCCGGCGCGAGAGCCGGCCAGAGUACGGCGAGUGGGGCUGA